AUGUUCUACACUCUUCCUCAAGCCUUUAAUACUGCGUAUGCACCAGCCUCACUACCAUACUGCUCUGUGAUCAACUGGUACUCAUAUCUGCGUAAUGAAUUGAUAUUGUGUCCAAGUUACAGACGAGCCGCCUCUUGCUAUGUAUCGGCCUUUACUCUUACCAGCCUUAUUCAGGCCGACAUCCGGUACACACGAAUGGAGGAGACACGUGCAAAGCUAGAGGCCACCUAUGCUGAGAUAGAUCGGCUUCGAGUUCAACUUCAGCUUGCCAGUGAAGUCAUUGCUUCUGGCAGUCCCGAGACUCGUAAAUGGGGCAACAAUCCCAGUCGCGAAUCGACAGCCGGCAGUCGGCGUCGUGACGCCCGUCGAAUAGAGACUCUGUCACAGGCUAUCAAGCGUCUUGAAGCGAUGAGACAAAGUCUGGCUGAGCAAAAUAAAGACCUUCUAGAGCAACUUAAGCAGGCAGGUCAGCGUCAGCAAGCUGCCGAGCUGAAUAGAGAUGAAAUUGUAUUGUCUGCACACUCGGUAUCUGAGCCAGCUAUGACAAUAGGUCAGUUCAUGAAAAAAUAUUGA
Messenger RNA from Protopolystoma xenopodis, 573 nucleotides. The record is from the annotation of a GenBank genome assembly. Lineage: Eukaryota; Metazoa; Platyhelminthes; Monogenea; Polystomatidea; Polystomatidae.